Messenger RNA from Cynara cardunculus var. scolymus (artichoke), 1390 nucleotides. RefSeq names its product L-idonate 5-dehydrogenase-like. NCBI's taxonomy places the organism in Eukaryota, Viridiplantae, Streptophyta, Magnoliopsida, Asterales, Asteraceae. Bases 122 to 1204 code for a protein of 360 amino acids. The transcript is spliced from 6 exons. Gene Ontology annotation, molecular function: zinc ion binding; oxidoreductase activity, acting on the CH-OH group of donors, NAD or NADP as acceptor. The record is from RefSeq and is a predicted model, not a curated record.
CUCAAAUCACCAGAUCCAAACCAAUAAUGCUAUAAAACAAGUACACCCUCCCUGCCCAAAUAGAACUGCUUUCUUGAUCAAACUUCCCAUUUGCUUUCUGGUUCACCAAGUGUGAAGAAGGAUGGAGCACACACAAGAGGAUGGAGCUGUUGAAGAGACGAACAUGGCAGCCUGGCUUUCAGGAAUCAAGAAACUUCAAAUUCGACCUUACCAUCUCCCUCCUUUAGGCCCUAAUGAUGUUAAAGUCCAGAUCAAGGCUCUUGGAAUUUGUGGGAGCGAUGUGCAUCAUUUCAAGAACAUGAGGGUUGCAAAUUUCAUAGUUAAAAAGCCUAUGGUAAUUGGUCACGAGUGUGCUGGUAUCAUCAAAGAUGUUGGAUCCAGCGUCAAGUCUCUAGCAGUUGGUGAUCGAGUAGCCUUAGAACCCGGUAUUAGUUGCAACACUUGUAAUCUUUGCAAAAAUGGAACCUAUAACUUGUGUCCAAAGAUGAAAUUCUUUGGCUCUCCGCCAACCAAUGGCUCUCUUGCGAAUCAGGUUGUUCAUCCUGCAAAUCUAGUCUACAAGUUACCUGAUAAUGUGAGUUUGGAAGAAGGGGCCAUGUGCGAGCCACUUAGUGUUGCAGUCCAUGCUUGUCGUCGAGCCGAUGUCACACCAGAUACCAAAGUCUUGAUCUUUGGAGCUGGGCCCAUAGGCCUGUUAACGAUGCUGGCUGCCCGUACAUUUGGAUCCCCUAAAAUCAUCGUUGCUGAUGUGGAUGAUUCCCGACUAUCAUUUGCAAAGCACCUAGGUGCAGAUGCCAUCAUUCAAGUCUCCACGAACAUCCAGGAUAUAGAUGAAGAAGUAGCCAAGAUUCACAAACUCAUGGGUGACGGUGUGGAUAUUAGCUUUGAUUGUGUUGGCUUUAACAAAACCAUGUCUACGGCUUUAACUGCCACUCGGUCUGGUGGUAAAGUAUGCCUUGUGGGAUUAGGACCAAGUCCAAUGACCAUCCCUUUGGUUCCUGCAGCUGCAAGGGAAGUUGAUGUUAUCGGGAUAUUCAGAUAUAGGAACACAUGGCCAAUCUGCAUUGAGCUUCUCAGGACCGGAAAGAUUGAUGUAAAACCACUUAUAACUCACAGAUACAAGUUUACGCAAGAAGAUGUUGAGAAAGCAUUUGAAACAAGUGCUCAGGGUGGUGAUGCCAUCAAGGUUAUGUUUAACCUCUGAAAUAAUGCAGGCUAAUGAACAAUAUACAGAUUGGGAGUGGAUAAAUAAAAAAUACGAGAUCCAUCUGUAUGCUACAAUCUUAGUCAAGACAAUUAGGCAAGAUGUAUUAGCACUUGAGAAUUAGGAUGUAUUUCCAAUGAACAAUUAAUCCACUUAUGCGAAUCAGUCCAGUCGAGGUCAAACUAA